CAGCGCGCCGCGCCACCCGGAACAGCCCGGCCGCGCCAUCUUGGCCCUGCGCCGCGCGGAGCCCCGGAGGCCGGGAGCCUGGCGCCGCGCGCAGCCCAAGCAGGAGGGCAGCAUGGCCGCGGGCGCGGGGGGCGCGGACGGCGAGUGCGCUCGGCAGCACGUGUUCCUGCUUCCAGAAUAUUUAAAAGAUGCUUCAAAGAAGAUAAAAAGCGGCCUAAUGUUUAUAAAACUGGUUAAUCCAUGCUCAGGGGAAGGAGCCAUUUACUUGUUCAGUAUGUGUUUAAAGCAGCUGUUUGAAAUCAAAGUUUUCAAGGAAAAAUACCAUUCCUGGUUUAUAAAUGAAUCAGUUCAGUCAGGCGGUCUCCUUCACUUUGCCACACCCAUGGACCCUGUGUUUCUGCUCCUCCACUACCUCAUAAAAGCUGGCAAAGAGGGAAAGUUUCAGCCCAUAGAUCAAGUUGUGAUGGAUGACGUAUUUUCAAAUUGCACCUUGUUGCUGAAACUUCCAGAACUUGAGAAGUUACUUCGUCAUGUAACAGAGGAAAAAGAAAUAGACAACAAGAAAUAUUACAAGUAUAGCAAAGAGAAGACAUUAAAGUGGCUGGAAAAAAAGGUUAAUCAAACAGUGGCAGCGUUAAAAGUCAAUCGUGUCAAUGUUGGUGCCCGGGUGCAGUCAGCUGCAUUUUUCUGUAGUGAUCAGAUUCUCAGUGACAAGGAAGAGGACUAUAUUUGUUAUGCCCAUGGUUUGAUAUCUGAUUACAUCCCCAAAGAGUUAAGUGAUGACUUAUCUAGAUACUUAAAGCUUCCAGAAACUUCAGCUCCAUUGCCAAACCCUCCGUCAAAGAUGGCAGCACAAAGACAGAAAAGGGGCAAGUGACACAACUUCAUGAAAAGAUGACUGCUUCCUGCACAACUUCAGAUACCCUCAAAGGGCUAAGACUUUUUGUUCUGCACUUUCUAGAAAACCACCAAGUACCAAAGGUAUAUCUUAACAAACCAACGAGGAAUGCUUAUUUCUUGGAUCAGCAAUGGGCAGUAGUAUUUCUUUCUCAGAGUGUGGAUCUGAGACAUUCAGAUUGCCUCAGCCUCUGCCCAGCACAUCCUUUUUAAAAGUAUGGAUCUUUCCACUACAAUGCUUCAGAUUUUAAAAUGUCAAGAGGGGAAGACUCAUUGUAAAAUUUGGGUUUUUCUUGAGUUUGAUCCAAUGGCUUUUCCUGCUCAAGUCAAAUUAUCAUGUGUAACUAUUACUGGAUUUUGGGUUCUGGGGUCUCCUAGAGGUGGUUUCCAGAUUCUUUCUGUUUUGAACAAUGAAUUGAGCAAAACAAGCAAAAAUGAUGGCAAAAUUUCACAUUUAUUUGAAGUAUUAAAAGAAAAGGAUAAAGGAAAAACUGGCUCUGCAGAGAGAGCUUGGGCCAAAUAAAAGCAAAAAAAAAAAAAAAAAAAAGAAAUAAAAUAAAAUAAGAUAAAAGUACGCCCUCAGGGCACAGUGCAGGCCAUCAGGAUAGUGUGCUUUCAAAGUCAUGCUCUGUUCAUUCCACACAUUUCAGGAACCCGUGCUAAGCCUAUAAACUGGGUCCUAAGAAUUAUCUGGUGCACUUACUCCCCAAGCCAGCUUUGCUGGGCCCUGUCUUCCUGUCUCAUAAUGAGUAUGCACAUAGUGACAUAAACCCGAGAAUCCAUAUUGAACACUCUGGAGAACCAAGUUUCAACCCUCACUAUACCGAAUAUCUGAUCCUUCUUUACUCUUCACCAUUUUGGCAGCUUCUAAUUUUUAACAAUAUCUGAAUAUGCAUUUUAUGCUAUUUUGAAAUUAAAAACAUUGCUUUGUUUUUCAUAAGUUUUCCCAGUAUUUAUUAUUUUUUAGAAUGAGGGCAUAAGAUAUGAGGGAAAUUAGAAAUAGAUGCCAAAAAAUAAUUUAGGGGGGAAUUCUACUGCCUAGUAACUAUGUUUUAGGAGGCAGUGGAGAGUUUUUUCAAACAUAGUGGAGAAGUAGGCUCGUCCACUAGCUAUUUAGGCACAAUCUAUGCUUAUCUAUUCCUUUGAAUCCAAGAAAUAAGCUUAGUUUUUUUUUUUUUAAUUCCUGUAACAACCUGAGCAAAAUGCCUGUUAUGUGCCAAAUAUUCCAGGCACUGGAUAGGAAACUGUCAGAAUGAAGUAGUAGCUUCAUUCUGGGGUAGCUGCUCAUUGGUGAACUUUCUGCAUUUAAAAGAUAUUGUCAACUUCUUCGAGAAAUCAUUGUUUCUGAAUUUCUAACUCCAUCAGGUAAGUAGACCUAGUUCUGGCAAGUGGUCUGUAACUUUUUACACUCCCCACCCCCACUUUCAUGUGUAGAAAGUUUUAGCUUCACAAGAGUUUUAACAUCCCUGUGCUUCCACAGUGUAAAAACAGUGUAAAAACUUCCAACCUUACAAAGUCACCCCACUUCUGGAGAUAUUACAGGCUUCCAGGAGGGAGUGCUCAGGAGAAAUGAUCUGUUUGAAACUUACCUAGUUUUGCUAAGUAUCAAAAGUCUUUAUAGCUCAGCACCCUAACCCUAACCCUAACCCUAACCCUAACCCUAACCCUAACCCUAACCCUAACCCUAAGGUGCUGCAGCACCAGCCUGGCAAGCAUGAGGUCCUGAGUUCAAUUGCAGUAUCAAAAAAAAAAAAAAAAAAAAAAAAAGAAGGAAAGAAAGAAAGAAGAGUCUAGGGGCUGGGGAUUUAGCUCAGCAGCAUAAGCACCUGACUUGCAAGCAGGCAGUCGUGAGUUCGAUCCCCGGUACCGAUAAAAAAAAAAAAAAAAAAAAAGAAAGAAGAGUCUAACACAUGCUUCCCCUUAUAGUAGUAGAGUUAAAAUCUGGCUUCUUCCAUCCUCUUCCUCUACAAUAUCAAGCACUGUCAAUGAGGGGCAGUUUCCCAAAGAAAUUGCCAGUACCAGAGAGAUACUGCUACUUAUGUUCUGUACCCUUGAACAAAUUGCAUAGCCUGUCAGGCCAGCAGAAUCUGGUAGUGUACUGACUGUCAGACUCGAGUGGACCUCUACCUUUACCAUUCUUUUUGUGCAGAGUUCCCAGUAGGAGACUCUGGGGGCCUGGGGGGCUGGAGAUUUGGCGGGGUAGUCCCAGACAUCAAGGCUCUUCAGUCCACGGUAGGCACGUUGACAUUGUUCGUUUCUACCAUGGCUCUACCUAGCAUGUUUUUGUUGCUGUACUUCUGUUUCUUCCUCCCGUCCCUCCUCCUCCCUGCUCUCUCCUCUCUCCACACACUCACUCUGGAGUCACUGCACAAUGGUUAUACCUGAGUUGUAACCAGCAACUUGACUCUCGACUUUUGUAGCAAGAUCAUAUUCCAUUGAUCUCUGAGCUCAGAAGAGCUAGUCCUUCAAAUUCAGCACUUUUAAAAUUUAAAAUUACAUUUGACUUUUUAUACAAAUGAUACAUUUCCAAAAAAAGAGAAAGCAGCAACAACGCCCACUUCUCACCAGUGCCACACAGCUCCUUGCCUAACUAUUCUUGGCCCUAAUUCAGAUCCUUCUCUCAGCUAAUUUCCAGCAUCCAGUUUCUGUCUUUUUCUAGCUAGCAGUCCAAUAGUGACCAUUUGUACAGAAUCCUAUUGAGUCCUCCUUCAGAACUAUGGGAAAAUUAAAAUGGUUCAACAGAUCCAAAACACUUGCACGCUCAAAGAAGCCCUUUCUCUUCCAACCCACUUCCACCAAACAUAAGGCUGUUUCCCAGCUGCGCUAUGAGUUCUCUCAAGGGCAGAGACCAUAUGGUUGUGUCUCAAAUAGAGACACCUCCAGUGCUGAGCGUGCCUCAAGUGGAGUGUCCCACACAGGGAGCGUGAGUCACCGAUGGACAGAUAAAGUGACAUUCUUCUUCCCUCCGAGUUGCCAAAGACUUGCGCUCAGAGCUGGAGAAGAGGCGGGAAAUGGGGACUGCUGAUGAGAAUCUUAUGAAAAGGUGCACCUUCUGGAGGCCAAGUAAGAAAUACCAAAGGCUUCAAAUUGAUUGAAAAAUGUGUGUCCUGCAAACAUGUCCUAAAAAGACAGUUAAAGCUCUAUCCCCAGUCCCCUGUCCCCCCACAAAUACAUAUAUAAUGAGUUCCAGCAAAAUCCCAGAGAUUUGGUACAUGUAGAAGCAUUAUUUCUAUGUUGGCAGUUUGGAAUAUACAUUGUUUCCAAAAGAUCUAAAGGAAAUAAGCUCGGAGAGAUUGUCUCAAAUACAUAUGAACACUUGUCAUAUGUAUGUGUAAGUACAGGGGGAAACACUCAUGUGCUGUGUGAUUAAAUUAUUAAGUUUCUGAAUGAAAUAUAAAAAUUGUAGGUGGUUCAUCUGUCAAAAUGAAGUGGCCAAUUUCAUCCUGCAUAUCUAUGUUUCUAUAUAAAGUCUUCUACAAUCACAGCUGUGUACCCUUCCUUUGAAAUCAUAUAUAACUUAAAACUAUCUUUCUUUAUGCAUGUAAAAUAUUCUGCCAUUCAUCUUCCGUUACAUUAAAUAAUAAAAUGAUGAGAACAAA
Molecule: messenger RNA, 4496 nt
Organism: Cavia porcellus (domestic guinea pig)
Lineage: Eukaryota; Metazoa; Chordata; Mammalia; Rodentia; Caviidae
Gene: Rnaseh2b
Product: ribonuclease H2 subunit B
Exons: 10
Coding region: 113-877 (254 amino acids)
Biological process (GO): RNA catabolic process
Cellular component (GO): ribonuclease H2 complex; nucleoplasm
Source: RefSeq, a predicted model, not a curated record